UUUUUUUUUUAAUGUUAAAUUAAUAUAUUUUUGUAUCUUUACAAACAAAAUAUAGAAUUAUCAAAAGAACGGAUACAUUAAAUUCCUGUGGCUUCUUAAUAAGCUUUUGUUUUGUAUAGGAAGAAACAUUCAUCAAAUAUGAUGGCUACAAAACUGUUCCAAACUCAAUAGAGAAAAACAUAAAACUUUAUCCUAUGAUAGAAAAAUUAUAACAAAAAUCCAUGGAAAAUGGUAACUCAAGAGGAUGUUGUUUAUGUGCGUCAAAUAGUGCAAGGCAUUUUGGUGCCUUGCGUCUUUGUGAUAGGACUUUUGGGAAACUCAGUCAGCAUAGUCGUUUUAACGAGCAAACGAAUGCGAAGCUCAACAAAUGUUUAUUUGACUGCUUUAGCCAUAACCGAUAUCAUUUAUUUGACAAUGGUUAUGUUGUUAUCUCUGCAGCAUUAUGAGACUGUUCAUUUACAUUAUGAAAUUUAUUGGAAAUUUUAUGGCCUUGUUAUUUGGUUAACAGAUGGAUGUGCAUAUCUUUCAAUAUACAUUGCAGUAUGUUUUACAACAGAACGUUUUAUUGUGAUUCGUUAUCCUUUAAAGGGAAAGACAGUAUGCACAAUAUCUUUAGCAAAGAAAGUCAUUGCAGGUGUUGCAGUUUUUUGUCUUCUAUCAACUAUUUCAACAGCAUUUGAACAUAAGGCCGGGAGUGUACAAAAACUCAUGGAUAAUAAUGGAAAAUGGUGUGAUGAAGAAAAAUUAUCUAAAUUAUCAUUGACGAUUGUAAAUAGCACACAAAUUCAAGAAAACAUUCCAAACAAUGAAGCUCAAUUCGAAAAAGAAUUCGACUCAAUUCAUAUGUUGGCUGAAUCAUGGCAAAAUGACAGUAGCAGAAUGGAUGUAAAAAACAUCGAAAAUUACGAAUGCCAUAAUGUAACAUAUUAUCAAAACGGUCCAUCAAGUCUUGGUCAAAAUCAAACCUACAUCAAUUACUUUUUCAUCCUAACAUCGACAAUUUUUGUUUUCAUCCCAUUGGGCAUUUUGGCAACUUUUAACUUUUUUCUAAUUGUCCUGGUGCGUAGAUCUAAGCAUCGUCGUGGAGAAAUGACAAAUGCAAGUUGUCGUCGAUCAACACGCAAAAGUUCGAAUAAUGUAUCUCAAGAAAAUCGUAUAACAGUAACCCUGAUUGCAGUUGUGAUACUCUUUAUUAUUUGUCAAUUACCAUGGGCAAUCUAUCUGAUAGUACCUGAAAUAAUCAAAAUCGAUGAGAAUCUAAGAUCAAUUAUUGGAAAUAUUUUCAACUUUUUAGCUGCCAUUAAUGCCGCAUGUAAUUUCUUUCUAUAUUGCGUUUUGUCGGAUAAAUAUCGAAAGACUGUGAAAGAAUUGAUUGUAGGUUAUAAAUAUAAAAGAAGAAAUAUGAGUAUAAGUACGACUUAUGUGCCAAGUACUAGGAGGUAUCGGCCAGCCUCACAAAUGAAAAAAACUAAUCCUUGAGAUUUUUGGAAUAAAUAUCUUCAAAUGGAGGUAUAUUUUUUUAUGUUUGUAGGUGUGCUAGGGCCAGUUAUGUUCUAUUUGUUGUGCCAUGUGAUCUUGACGGUGUCAUGAAACAAAACGCAAAGAUUAUGCAAUUGAGUCCAGUAUCUAAUUAUUUUGUAGUUUAAUUUGAAGCUUUUAAUAUUGCAAUUAAAGCUUAAGGCACUAUAAAUGAUUUAUAGUUCAUUAAUUCGCUCACCGAAAAAAAAUAGUUAGAGUAUGCCUAUAAACAUGAGCUUUUUUUUUUGUUUUAAAUGUGAAAAAACACUUGUAGAGUUAGAAUGCUUUCAAACACAUCAGCUUAUUUUGGUAAUUUUGUUUAAUUAGUAGAUAUAGCAUUCCAUGGCUUGACACAACGUGUAUUUUGCUGCAUCUGCAUAAAUAUCAAAAUAAAAUUUAAAAAAAAUUGUAGUUUUUUACGAAAUUUAUAGCAUCUUCUAGUAGACUGAUAAACUUUGGCCCGCCUUGUACAUACUUUUUUAUAUAUAAUUGUAAUAAUUGACUUUCGUUUAAAACAAAAACAAAUGUUUUUUUUUUUCAUAUUUAAUCCAGAAUCAUAUAAAAAUAUACAGUAAAAUGACAAAUAUCAGACUGUACAUUCAUUAUCCUAUUAAAUUUCUUUUAAUGCUCUUUCACUUUAGGUAAAUAUUUUUUCAUGACACCGAUCUUUACUUAGUGUUGUUAGAUUUGGAUUCUUUUUAUUUUAUAGAUUUUAUCAAAGCUAUAAAAACGCAUUAGGUACUAUAAAUAUUAUAUUUAAUGUUAUUUAUCAUGUAGGAAAUUUCAAAUAAGAUAUAUACAACACGAUU
This is a messenger RNA of Episyrphus balteatus (marmalade hoverfly), 2327 nucleotides long. RefSeq names its product putative G-protein coupled receptor F59B2.13. The transcript has 8 exons. Bases 229 to 1479 code for a protein of 416 amino acids. Gene Ontology annotation, cellular component: membrane. Lineage: Eukaryota; Metazoa; Arthropoda; Insecta; Diptera; Syrphidae. The record is from RefSeq and is a predicted model, not a curated record. Gene Ontology annotation, biological process: G protein-coupled receptor signaling pathway. Gene Ontology annotation, molecular function: G protein-coupled peptide receptor activity.